AUGACGCAAAAGGAGAAGUGGUCAACAAGGCCAGAGGUUGCGAGUAUUGAACUAAUAAACCCAAAUGAUCGACAGUGUUCACAGAGCGCAGUUGUUUUGGCACAUGCAUCUCAACCAGCACGUCUCACCAGUAUUAUCUUUGCUGAAGAAAUAGCAAUCGGGCGAGUAUUACGGUGUGACGCAAUCGUUGAUGUCAUCAGCGAGAUUGAAAUUGUGUCUACAACUCGUGAACUUUAUUUGGAAGAUUCUCCACUAAAAUUGAGAAUUCGAGCUUUGGAUGCAGAAGGCAACACAUUCAGCACAUUGGCUGGAUUAGCGUUUGAAUGGAACAUAGUAAAAGAUACAGAAGCUGCUGGAUAUGCAGACUCUCACAAUGCAUUGCGGAUACUUAAGUUUUCUGAAUCUACCUAUACACCACCUACUUACAUAUCAGAGAUGGAGAAACAUGGCAAACAAGGGGAUACAAUUUUGGUGUCAGGAAUGAAGACUGGCAAUUCAAAGUUGAAAGGAAAAAUACAAGAAGCAAUUUACAAGAAUGUGCCAGCAGCAGAGGUACGGCUUCUUAUCCUUGAAAACAUUAUGCUGAAUCCAGCUUAUGAUAUUUACUUGAUGGUGGGUACUUCCAUUCAUUACCGGGUGCAGAAGAUAAGACAAGGGAAGAUCACAGAAUUAAUGAUGCCUUCUGACCAGUAUGAAUUAGAACUGCAGAAUAGUAUAGUAAGUCCAGGGGGAGAUGCAAAUCAACCUGUGGGAAAACUGAAGCAAGCCACAUCAACGGUAACUGCACUGCAGCAAGGACAAACAAACCUGGUGCUGAUGCAUAAAAGUAUUCGUAUGCAAGGUGUAUCCCGGUUGCCAAACUGCACAAUUUAUGUUGUUGAGCCACGUUACCUAGGUUUUACAGUUCACCCCGGAGACAGAUGGAUUUUGGAGACUGGCAAAGUGUAUGGUCUAACAAUUGAAGUAUAUGAUAAAGAAAGUAACAAACUGUAUUUAUCUGAUGAUAUCCGAAUUAAUACUGAAAUCCCGAAAGAGUAUUUCGAAAUACUGGAGACAUCUGUGAAUGGAUCAUAUCAUCGUGUAAAAGCACUGAAGAAUGGUCAAACAAUAAUUGAUGCUGCUUUAACCAAUGUGGUUUCUCAGAACGGAAUAAUAUAUGCCCUGUCUGUCCCUGUGCGGAACCAACAGGAAGUCGAAAUUUAUAAUCCAAUAGUUCUCACACCAAGUAUUUUGACGUUUCCUUGGCAACAGAUGGCUGGAACUUAUCAGUACGCAAUAAAGGCUAAAGGCGGGAGUGGAAACUUUACCUGGUCAUCAUCAAACCAGGCUGUGGCAACAGUGACAGUUAAAGGGAUUAUGACAACUGGAAGUGAUAUAGGAUUGAGUGUAAUACAAGCACAUGAUGUUCAAAAUCCAUUACACUAUGGACAAAUGAUGGUUUACGUAAUUGAGCCGAUCCAGAUGGAGUUUAUACCUUGCCAGGUAGAAGCUCGAGUUGGGCAAAUAUUGGAUUUACCACUCAAAAUUUACGGUCUCAUGAAUGAGGAGACAGAAGAAAAAGUUAUGUUAACUGACUGCUCCCAUUUUGAUCUCGUGGUGGAAAUUGAAAAUCGUGGUAUUUUCAAAACUGUAGAAGGGAGACUGGACCCAGGCCCUACACACUGCAGUGGAAUAAGAGUUCAAGCGGAGGCUCAGGGUUACACAACUCUUGUGGUUAGCUAUAGUCAUGGUCAUGUGUACCUUACAACCUCCAUCACUAUUGUUGCAUAUGUGCCGCUCAAAGCUGUUGAUCCAGUAUCUGUUGCCUUGGUAACUUUGGGAUCCUCGAAGGAUAUGCUAUUUGAAGGAGGUCCCAGGCCCUGGGUCUUGGAACCCUCAAAGUUCUUUAGAGAUCUUACAGCUGAAAAUGAAGGAAGUAUUAUUCUUCACCUGGUUAGCUCCCCAGCAUUUAGAAAUCAACCUAAGCAUGUAGUGAGAGCUACUUGUACAGCAUUGGGAGAACAGGUGUUGGCUUUGACAGUGGGGAACAAACCUAGUCUAAAAAAUACUUUGCCUGCAGUGGAACCAGCUGUUGUCAAGUUUAUUUGUGCUCCCCCAUCUAGGCUCACUUUGACUCCGAUAUACCUGAAUCCUCAACUGGAUUUAUCAUGUCCUUUGCUUCAACAAAAUAAACAAGUUGUUCCUGUAUCAAACUAUCGUAACCCAGUCCUCGACUUGGAAGCAUAUGAUCAGCAAGGACGUAGAUUUGAUAACUUUUCCUCCCUUAGCAUUAUUUGGGAAUCAUCAAAACUUUCCCUAGCCAGCAUUGAGCUCAGUAUGCCUAUGCAAAUGAAUGAAAAGGAUCAUGGAAAUGGACAAAAGAAACAACAUGGUUUACAAACUGUGCUGGUUCAUCGUGAAUCUGGGACUACGUCUAUUACUGCAACUGCAACAGGCUAUCAGCAGGAACAUCUCAAUGCAGCUAAUGUUAAAUCUGUGUAUGAUCCAUUGAUCCCUGUAUCUGCUACAAUUGAAUUGUUGCUUGUGGAAGAUGUCAAAGUUAUCCCGGACAAUGUCACCAUUUACAACCAUCCUAAUGUUAAGGCAGAGCUUUCACUCAAGGAAGGAUCAGGAUAUUUUUUCAUUAAUACAACUGCAACAAAUCUAGCGAGGAUCAACUACCAGGAGGCUCACGGAAUUGCUCAGGUGCUGCCAAUUCAUCCAGGAAUUUUGACUGUUUUAGUCCAUGAUUUGUGUCUUGCUUUUUUGGGACCUGCUAAAGCUGAAGUACAUGUGUCUGACAUACUGGAGUUGUACGUACGAGUUGUGGAUAAGGUGGAGAUUGGGAACACCGUUAAAGCCUAUGUGCGAGUUUUGGAUUAUUCCAGAAAACCUUUCUUUUCCAAAUACUUCAAAUUCAUGAAUUUAAAGCUGAAGGCAGCUUCUCAAAUAGUUUCAUUAGAGCCACUCGAUGAAAACCUUGAUGAUUACACUGCUAGUUUUACAGUUCAGGGUAAAGCAAUAGGGCAGACCAGUUUGACAGCAACUGUAAUGAAUAAGGAUGGGAGAAAACUAAGUUCUGCACCUCAGCAAGUUGAAGUAUUUCACCCCUUUCGAUUGAUUCCUAAAAAAGUAACACUCAUUGUGGGUGCAAUGAUGCAGAUUACUUCUGAAGGAGGUCCUCAGCCACAGUCCAACAUCCUGUUUUCUAUAAAUGAUGAAAACCUUGCCACUGUAAAUAAUAUUGGGCAUGUAAAGGGGCUCAGAGUUGGAAAUGGCAAAGUGACUGGUGUAGUUCAAGCUGUUGAUGCUGAAAGUGGCAAAGUAGUGGUGAUUUCUCAGGAUGAAGUAGAAGUGGAAGUGGUUCAGCUUAAAGCUGUGAGAAUACAUGGACCCAUUACAAGAAUGAAGACAGGCACUCUGAUGCCUGUCUAUGUAAUGGGAAUUACAAGCAACCAGACACCAUUUGCAUUUGGUAAUGCAGUACCAGGGCUAACAUUUCAUUGGUCAGUCACAAAAAGGGACAUUAUUGACCUUGACACCAGGCAUUCUGAGGCAGCUUUUCAACUUCCAGCAAGUAACAACUUUGCAAUGUAUGUGUACAGUCGCAUGAAAGGCAGAACUGGGUUGAAGGUAGUUGUAAAAACUACAGAUCCAGCAGGUGGACAAUUUGAAAAUAAUGCCAGAGAAUUAUCAGAUGAAAUGCAGAUUCAGGUAUUUGAAAAAUUGCAAUUGCUCAAUCCUAACGUUGAAGCAGAGCAGAUACUAAUGUCACCAAAUUCUUUCCUGAAACUUCAAACAAAUCGAGAUGGUGUGGCCUUUCUCAGUUAUCGAGUACAAGACUGUUUGGAAAAAACUCCUGUGGUACAAAUGGAUGAAAAUGGACUUCUGACAUCUGGUCCAAUAACAGGGAUUUCAACAAUUGAAGUGAUCUCUGAAGAGCAGUUUGGAAUAAACCAGACAAUCACAGUUGCUGUUAAGGUUGCACCUGUUUCUUACCUAAGAAUCAGCACAAGUCCAGCAAUACAUACACUUAACAAGGAACCUCCAUCAGCCAUACCUGUGGGCAUAACUCUGACUCUGACUGUUCAUUUCCAUGACCAUUCUGGUGCCAUCUUCCAUGCACAGAAUACAAUAGUAAACUAUGCUACGAACAGGGAUGACCUACUGCAAAUUGGCAAAGGAACCAGUAAUAAUACUUUUACAAUAAGGACUGUGAAUGUGGGGCUCACUUUGCUGAGAGUCUGGGACACAGAGCAUACCGGAAUAGCGGAUUAUGUUCCUCUGCCUGUUGAGCAUUUCAUCUAUCCGAACUUGCUGAGAGAAAUUGUGGUCGGUGAUGUCAUCUGUUUUAGCAGUAAUCUGGUUAAUCAAGAAAUUCAGUUAGGAGUUUGGAGUUCAUCUUCCAGUAAUGUUCUACAGAUUAACCCAAAGACUGGCACAGCAGUUGCAAGAGAUUCUGGAUCUGUCACUGUAUUUUAUGAAGUACCAGGACAUCUUAAAACCUACAAGGAGCUGGUGGUCAAGAGUGCCUGGAAGACUGUUGCACAAGUGCAGGGUGAUGCUUUUCUAACAAGCCAAUCUGAUACUGCACCAUUCAAGGUCUCCGUUACCACAGGAGACAGCAGCACUAAUUUGAAAGGAGCCUGUACAGCUGCACAUGUUGAAGCAAUUGAUGAAAUGCAUCCUGAAUCCAGUAUCACUUGCAAUUUGCAUUUCAAUAAUGGUGCAAUAGAAAUCCCUGCUGAAGAUUUGUUUCAUGUUAAAACCGGAUUUGACACACAUGCAGGACAUUAUAUUUGCUCUAUUACAAUGCAGAAAUUGACUGAUCACCAACUGAAAGUACUUAGCAAGGCCAAAACAUCCAUCAGUGUGAAAGCUUCGAUACUUGGUGCUCAUUUCAAUGGAGAACAAAUUGGUGCUAACAUUCCAUUUUUACCUGGUUUUUACACUGAUCACUCGGAGAUAGUUUUGAGCAACAUUUAUACAGCUGCUGAAGUCACAGUGUUUGGAACUCCUGAAAUUCUUGGGAAUCUAGAAGUUAAACCAGAAUCACCAUUCCUAAUCAUUCAGGAAAAGGAAAAAUCCUAUGGACUACAGAGCUACGUGAAGUUUACAGUAACCUUGUCUGAUACUAGGCUAAUAAAUCGGGGACCAAUAUCAACUACUCUUGUCAUUACCAAUUCAUUGACAGACCAGUUUCUCUCCAUUCCAGUGAAAGUCCUGCAUGCUGCUGAUAAAAGUACAGAAGCCCAAUUUGAUGGCACAGCAACUCACUGGGAAGGUGUUGGUUUCUUCCAGCAAUUCAUUCAGUCUUACCAAGUUAUGUUCUUCACACUCUUUGCGCUGCUUGCUGCGACUGCUAUUAUGAUUAUUGCCUAUCAUGCGUUCUUCUCACCACAGGAGCCAAUGUAUCACUCAGCUUUUAUUACUCGGACCCCACCUCGUGGAGGGUUUUCUCUAUCUCCUACUCAUUUCAAUACAAGCAUGCAUUCCUGUGGUAAAAGCAGUCCACGGAACAGAUUAUGGAGUACAGGUUAUCCAUCCAACGGAUCUUCAGGAAGCACUUGAUAGGGGAGAGGGGGAAAAAAGGGACUGACAAUGCAGCUCAGGAGCAUCUGUUAUCAAUCUUUCUCAACUAUAGUGCCUUGAUUUCUGCUUUGUAAAUUUCUUGGACUCCCUACCUCCUGAAGUCAUUUGACCCCCUAUUACUUUGUUUGCACAAGCACUGUUCAAUGUUGUGUAUCCUGCAUAGCUCAUGAUCCUCGGAUUGUUGUGUCAGCAAGAAGUUCAAUAAUAGGGGCAUCGUAACAAUAUAGUGUGUUGCCCUGACCUGGUGUUUAUGCAUGAUGACUUGAACGGUCAUGGUGCAGCGCCAAUUACUUUCUUUAUGUUCAACUGAGGAGCACAGAGACCAACCGGAAUGCUGAAGUGUCAUUCCAGCUUCGAGCAGAUAACUGAGCACAGACCAGUACCUAACUGUUCUGCAUGCCACAGUUCCUGUUUUAAAAAAAAAACACUUAUGAGCCAUUAAGAAAUUGUCUCAAUGUUGAAAUGAAUGAUUUUUUAAAAAUAUGUGAAUAUGCACAUAGAAAAAAAUAACCUUGUGGUAGAUGAAUGUGUUUAAUGUGAUUCUGACUAAUUCUCCUUUAGUUGUAAACAAUGGAAUUCAAAAUAAGUAUGCUUUGCAGUUAAUAGUUUUGCAAUUUUGCAGUGUGAAUUUGGAUUUUCUUUGUGGUGCAAGCACCAGAAGCCUUUUAUAUGUGACCAUAUUUUGAAGUUGUUUAUUUGCAAAACUAAAAAUAUUUGCAUAUUUUGUAAUAUUUGCUUCAAGCAGCUGAAAGACUAAAUUGCAGUUUUGUGAAAUUGUAUGGAUAAAGAACAGUUUUUAUUUGCUAAUGUUUAAAAUUGAGUUAUUUUAAAUUAUGAUUUUGUGGUUUUUAUUUUUACGUUAUUGCAGAGAAAAGCAAGAACCUUCAACCUCAGUAAAUGGAAUCUUUUUAAAUAAUGUAUGAUUUGGAAAAUAUACAACCAUUGUGAAUUUAUUGCAUCCAUUCAUUUGUUCUUUUUCAGACAGUUAAUUAUGGUCCUGUGUAAAAAUGUAAAGUUUUACUUUUCUAUGACUGACAUAAUACCUCAGCACAGCUGAUCCAAAAUUGUGUUUGUAGUUGAAAUGUGAUAAAUACAAUGUGAACAUUAUGCACCAUAUCUUAAAUGCUAAGUUUACUUGAAAAGACCAUACUUAGCAUAAUGGAUAAUUUAAUCUACCCAUUUACCUGUUCAUGUGAAUCUGAUUAAGUUUAUCACUGACAUGCCUUAAAAACCACUAACACGAGUGAUAAGGAGAUAUUGUAGUGAAACUGCUAGUGUAUUUUGUUUGUUUUCAAAGUGAUGCACUGUCUUUUUUUUAAAAAGAAAAUAUUUGUCAAAUAAUAAAUGUCACCAAAGACA
This is a messenger RNA of Rhincodon typus (whale shark), 6930 nucleotides long. RefSeq names its product nucleoporin 210 (gene nup210). The record is from RefSeq and is a predicted model, not a curated record. Gene Ontology annotation, cellular component: nuclear pore. The transcript has 40 exons. The coding region runs from base 1 to 5550 and encodes 1849 amino acids. Lineage: Eukaryota; Metazoa; Chordata; Chondrichthyes; Orectolobiformes; Rhincodontidae.